UUGAUUCGUAAAUGGAUGGUUGAAUAUUCUGGAACCUUUGGGAGGAGGAAUACCUCCCAUCGAUGUUCUGAAAUUAAUGAUGAUAGACUUAAAAGAGGAAUUUUCGGUCUUAUCCACUUUCAAGGAGUUUUUGCCCUUCUUUUUGCUGGGCUUGGGAUGGCUUUAGUUGUGUUACUAUGUGAAAUAUACACAAGUUAUUAUAGUUGAGAAGUAUUCUGAGAUACCAUUAGUCAAUUGAAAGUCAAAAUUUUUCUGAUUUACAUAAAUUUAUUGAUAAAAUAAAAACUGAAAUUCUAUUUUGGCGUAAUUUUUGGAGUAGAGAUCGAUACAGAAUAGCCAAUGUAGAUAAUCCCCCUUCAUAAUCCCCCAAAAUCCUUUUAAUCCACAUAUCCACAAUAUAACUUUACUUCUUCUAAAUCUAUCGAUAUCCACCUUAAUCAACUGAUAU
This is a messenger RNA of Meloidogyne enterolobii, 448 nucleotides long. The record is from the annotation of a GenBank genome assembly. NCBI's taxonomy places the organism in Eukaryota, Metazoa, Nematoda, Chromadorea, Rhabditida, Meloidogynidae.